CAUGGCUUCUGCUCUUGUUGUUUCUAGCAGUUCCUGGGUGGUGACAGGUUGUGAGGCUGUAUGGAAAUCGUUCUUAAAGCAGCACCACAAUUUUUUGCCCCCGAGGAGGGAGCGGGCGGCGAUUGGCGCCGCCGGAGCCACGUGCCCGCGCGUCACAUGGGCCGGGAGGAAAAAGGGCUCCUUUUUGGUGUAAAUCUGGACUCUAAUUCCGUAAUAUAUCACGGUACCUCGUAAAACCGACACUAAAACGUCCCGACCUACAAAUCACCCGGCCAAAUUAUGAGUUCAUUGUAUUAUGCGAAUGCUUUAUUUUCUAAAUAUCAAGCCGCAAGUUCGGUUUUCCCAUCCGGAGUCUUUCCCGAGCAAACUUCUUGCGCUUUCGCCUCCAAUACCCAGCGAGCGGGUUAUGGGGCCGGAUCCACGCCUCCCUUCGCCGCCUCCAUGCCCGGGCUCUACUCCAGUGGCAGCGCCGUGCACCCCCAGCCCCCCAGCAUGUAUUCCUCCGGUUACGGCCUGGAGCCCGGCUCCUUCAACAUGCACUGUUCCCCUUUUGAGCAAAACCUCUCCAUGAUGUGCCCGGGAGAUGCCUCCAAGCAGAGUUGCAGCAAAACGGACCAGAGGGACUCAGAUUUGCAAAGCGACAGUAACUUCCGUAUCUACCCUUGGAUGAGGAGCACAGGCACGGACAGAAAGCGCGGCCGCCAGACCUACACCAGGUACCAGACCCUGGAGCUGGAGAAGGAGUUCCACUACAACCGCUACCUGACAAGGAGGAGACGUAUCGAGAUCGCCCACGCCCUGUGUCUCACGGAGAGACAGAUCAAAAUCUGGUUCCAGAACAGGCGCAUGAAGUGGAAAAAAGAAAAUAAAACUGCCUGCUCUGGCUCCAAUAGCCAGGAGAAAGCAGACGCGGAGGACGACGAGGAGGAAUGAAAAGUGGAGAGAAGGGGAUGCAACAAGCGUGGAAACCCACGCAAGGAGAAAAAGGGGA
This is a messenger RNA of Colius striatus (speckled mousebird), 991 nucleotides long. RefSeq names its product homeobox protein Hox-B7-like. Gene Ontology annotation, molecular function: DNA-binding transcription factor activity, RNA polymerase II-specific; RNA polymerase II cis-regulatory region sequence-specific DNA binding. Gene Ontology annotation, cellular component: nucleus. Lineage: Eukaryota; Metazoa; Chordata; Aves; Coliiformes; Coliidae. Bases 280 to 933 code for a protein of 217 amino acids. The record is from RefSeq and is a predicted model, not a curated record. Gene Ontology annotation, biological process: regulation of transcription by RNA polymerase II; anterior/posterior pattern specification. The transcript has 3 exons.